Phycodurus eques (leafy seadragon) is the source of this 1003-nucleotide messenger RNA. RefSeq names its product BARX homeobox 1 (gene barx1). The transcript is spliced from 4 exons. Gene Ontology annotation, biological process: regulation of DNA-templated transcription. NCBI's taxonomy places the organism in Eukaryota, Metazoa, Chordata, Actinopteri, Syngnathiformes, Syngnathidae. Bases 117 to 791 code for a protein of 224 amino acids. The record is from RefSeq and is a predicted model, not a curated record. Gene Ontology annotation, molecular function: DNA-binding transcription factor activity, RNA polymerase II-specific; DNA binding.
CCGCGCGGCUGGGGCUCCUUCUCUCCCGGACGCCGAACACGCGUUGGCUGGCGGCAGCGCGGCGGGAAUAUGAGCGCCGCUCGAUCCGAGCCGUAGACGAGCGCAGCGCAGCGAUCAUGCAGCAUCCCUUGGAAAUCGGGCCUCCGGAAGUGCACGGGACGCAUCGCUACCGGAGCUUCAUGAUUGAAGAGAUCCUCACCGAUCACCCGCGGCGCAAAGUGGCGGCGCCGACGCGGGAGCUCCUCAAAUUCGGAGUACACGCGAUCCUCUCCGCGCGAGCCUUCCGUCACCAAACGGCGCUGAAGGCCGACCAGGCGGGCCUGCUGAAGUUCCCCCUGACCCCGCUCGGCUCCGCGCCGCUGUCGGCGGCCGCCAGCGCGCCAGCGCCAAACUUCAUGCUCGACCUUCACCUGCGGGGCAAACUGGAGCGGGCGCCCGACGGAACCGGCAAAAGCAAGAAGGGCCGCAGGAGCCGAACCGUGUUCACCGAACUGCAGCUGAUGGGCCUGGAAAAACGCUUCGAGAAGCAAAAGUAUUUGUCCACCCCCGACAGGAUAGACCUGGCCGAGUCUUUGGGUCUGAGUCAACUCCAAGUCAAAACGUGGUACCAGAACAGACGGAUGAAGUGGAAGAAAAUGGUGCUGCAGGGAGGAGGCCUCGAGUCGCCGACCAAACCCAAAGGCCGUCCGAAGAAGAACUCGAUCCCGAGCGGCGAGCAACCGUCCAAGCCGGCGUCGCCCCGCGGCCCCGAAUAUCAGUCCCGAGGCGUCGACGAGGAGCGCCUUUUUUGACUAACCCGUCGAGCAACGACGGCGAUGAACGGCGGUUCCGCUCGCUGGACUUUCGCCUCAAGCUUUCCGAACGAACAAGCGGGCGCCGUAGAAAAAAGAGAGAGAGAGAGAGAGAGAAAAAAAGGAUAUUUUAGACCGAAGCGGCUGCAGUUUGACCUUUUCUACUUGGUGCAUUUCAUCUGUGUAUGUUAUGAAUCCUUAUUAAAUCUAUU